Messenger RNA from Folsomia candida, 1463 nucleotides. RefSeq lists its product as uncharacterized. Lineage: Eukaryota; Metazoa; Arthropoda; Collembola; Entomobryomorpha; Isotomidae. The record is from RefSeq and is a predicted model, not a curated record. The transcript has 5 exons. Bases 192 to 1334 code for a protein of 380 amino acids.
GUUAAACCAGUUUUUCUCUUUUCUGUUUGAUGGUAUUCAUUUACUCACAUCAUUUCCCUCGAGCUGGAGAACUAUCAAGUCAAGAAAUAAGUAGUUUUUAUUUAUUACUGAAUGUGUCACACUUCCUUCUCCUCAGUCGUGUCACUUCUUCCAAUCAUAAAUAAAUACACGUCGCUAUCUCGGCUAAGAGAAUGAAGGCGUCAAUUCAGAUUCUGGUCAUCAUAUCGCUAUUAAAUUUGCAAAUUGGACCCACCAACGGACUCGCAGUUCCGCCACACUUGGCACAAUAUACCAAAACUGGGCUAGAAUUACAUAGUCGCUUCGGUGCAAACGGACUGCUAAAAGGUCAGAAAAUUGGGUCCGAUGUAGUCCAAAUCGUUAACGGAUAUGGGAAUUUUGCCGUACAACUUGUGAAUCACCUUCCAGGAGGCUCGACAAUCGCCCAACCGGAGAACAUCGCGUCUAAACUUUCCAACGAAAUCGCAUCCCCAGAAAUACUAUCGAACUUUCAGAAUUAUGUCGGUAUGGGGAUCCUCGUGAUAAACGCGGCUUAUCAGAAGUAUCAAAUGGACAAAUUGGUUGGCACCAUGGAGGAUAUAGCUUCUACGUUACGCACCCUGAAACAGGACACCACCAGGAUAGAGUCAAUUAUCAAAAAGAUUAAAGCCUCGUCGGCCGAGGUUUCUGGAAAAUUGGGAUCCUUCUCAAUUUCUACGUCCAGAGGGGAGAUAGAUUUUCUGCUGAAAUUCUUGGAGGGCACGCUUCCCCUCGUGAAAGAUGCGAAAGACAGGAUAGCCUACCUACUUCACACCUUGGAAAGGGACAUCUUACUCUCAACCCAGUUAAAGGAUCAGUUCCGUGACAACUUUGUAAAUCAAGGGCUUGCCGCUAUUGCCUCGUUUCUCACGGCUUGGACAAAACCUAUCCUGGCACCCUUCGAAAUCCCGAAUGGCAUUGUUGCCUCGUAUUUUUCAAUCCGUUACAAACUCAAGGAGUGGGAAGUGUCUGGUCACAUUGCGAAAUUAAAUUCCUUAAUCGACACCUUGUUGGAGUAUGAGAGCAAUUUGAGCGAAAUGGAGACUCACAUGGAGUCCGUCAUGUUGCAGCUGGGAUACGCCAGACAAGUUAAGAGUGACGAAUUCAGAAAUAAUAUGGUUGCUUUUGCCCUUGUUGGUGUACUUGUCAUAAUUAUUUUCGCCGAUAAGUCCCACUCUAGGUCAAAUUUUACAGCCAUAAUUUUGAUCCUUAUUGUGGUACUGAUUGGGAUCAAACUGGUGCAACCGUCGGUUCUAAUUUAUUUGCGGGGAAAAAUUUAUGACAUCAUUUUUAUUUGAUUUUGCCAAACUUUUUAUUAUGUAACAGUAAAGUCUGGGGUGUCAUAUCAAUCAUUUAGUGGUUGGUUUAAUUCAUUAUGUAGGUUGUCCUCUUUAGCAUUAAAUAAAGGACGGUAUCUGUUAUGGUGA